Molecule: messenger RNA, 1881 nt
Organism: Lonchura striata (white-rumped munia)
Lineage: Eukaryota; Metazoa; Chordata; Aves; Passeriformes; Estrildidae
Gene: LRIT1
Product: leucine rich repeat, Ig-like and transmembrane domains 1
Cellular component (GO): endoplasmic reticulum membrane
Molecular function (GO): protein binding
Source: RefSeq, a predicted model, not a curated record
AUGUGGCUGGCGGGGACUCUGCUGUGCUGCUGGGCGCUGGCAGCGCUGCCCCGGGCACGGGGCUCCUGCCCCUCGCAGUGCAGCUGCGCCUUCCACAGCCUCGGCGAGGGGACCAAGGCCAGGACAGUGCUGUGUAAUGACCCAGAGAUGACCCUCCCUCCUGUGAACAUCCCUGUUGAUACAACCAAGCUUCGGAUAGAAAAGACAGCCAUCCGCAGGGUGCCAGGAGAGGCUUUCCACCUGCUUCACAACCUGGAGUACCUCUGGAUGCCCUACAACUCCCUGGCCAGCCUCAGCAGCAUCACCUUCAAGGGCCUUCGUCGUCUGCAGGAGCUGAGGCUGGAUGGGAACAACUUAAUAUCAUUCCCCUGGGAGAGCCUGGCUGGGAUGCCACAGCUGAGGCUUCUGGAUUUACACAACAACGAACUCACCUCAGUCCCUUCAGAUGCUGCUCGUUAUGUCAAGAAUAUCACAUACCUGGAUCUGUCUAGCAAUAAGCUGAUGACUCUUCCUCAGGCUCUCAUUGCCACCUGGGCCAACCUCCAAGCUGUUCCCUACUUCCCCAAUGAUAACUCCAAGAUCAUCCUAGGCUUGCAAGACAAUCCUUGGGUGUGUGACUGCAGUCUGUACGAAAUGGUGCAUUUCCUAAAUUUCCAGUCUCCUAACAUAGCCUUCAUUGAGCCCAGGCUGAAAUGCUUCACCCCCCGGAGCCUUGCAGGAGUCUUCUUCAGCCAGGUGGAGCUGAGGAAGUGUCAGAGCCCCGUGGUGCACACAUCUGUGGCCAAGGUGAAGACCAUCCUGGGCAGCACGGUGCUGCUGCGCUGCGGCACCACGGGCGUGCCCGUCCCCGAGCUCAGCUGGAGGAGAGCUGAUGGGGCUCCGCUGAAUGGCACAGUUCACCAAGAGAUUUCCAGUGAUGGAAUGAGCUGGUCUAUCCUGGGCCUGCCUGUAGUCUCUUACCUUGACUCAGGAGAGUACAUCUGUAAAGCAAAGAAUUUCCUGGGGGCAACAGAGGCGUUCAUCUCGCUCAUCAUCACAGACUCAGAAGGCACGGAUGACCCUAACUCCAGUGCCAAAGGCACAUGGAAUGGCAAGGCCAGCGGGAUGGAGGCAGCUGCCUACAAUGACAAAUUGGUGGCAAGGUAUGUUAUCACCACCUCCACUGUGCCCACCCUGGGGGCUGGGGUGGGCACCGGAGACAGCGUCCUCCUCCCAGACAUGGCACAAGACAGCAACUCCCAGAACCUGCUGGUGAGCCCCACCACGGGCCAGCAGGAGCCAGAGAGGAUGGUGAGGUCUGUCAGAGUCAUAGGGGACAGUGACCAGAGCAUUACCCUGGCCUGGAAGGCGCCUAUGGCAAAGAACACCACGGUGUUCAGUGUGCUUUAUGCUGUCUUUGGGGAGAGGGACAUGCGGCGGAUCAAUGUGGAGCCAGGGAAGACCAAGGUCACUCUUUAUGGGCUGCUGCCAAAGACCAAGUACAUCGUGUGUGUCUGUGUGAAAGGGCUGAUCCCCAGGAAGGAGCAGUGCAUCAUAUUUUCCACAGAUGAAGUUGUCAGUGCAGGAGGGACGCAGAAGCUCAUCAAUGUGGUUGUCAUCAGUGUGGCCUGUGUCAUUGCUGUUCCUCUGACUCUGGUGGUCUGCUGUGGAGCACUGAAACGGCGCUGCAAAAAAUGCUUUGUGCGAAAGCCCAAGGACGUGCAGGAAUCCUAUGUCACCUUUGAAAGCCUGUCCCCCGGGGCCAAGGCGAAAGGCGUGGAAGGAGAGUACCUGACCAGGCACACCCCUGACGAGUCCAACAGGCUGCUGUCUGCCCGCUCCAGCGUGGACUCGGAAGCCAUACCAAAGAUAGAGGGACAGCCUAAUGAAUACUUCUGCUGA